UUCCGUGACGUCACAUCGCCCCGCCGGUUCCGUCGCUGUCCUGAGCCGGCUCCGGCAUUCCCGGGCGCGCCGCUGCCGGGGCCGGUUCUGGGCCGGGAUCGGCGCUUGUCCUGGGGCUCGUUCGCCGGAGAACGAGCGUCCUAAAGAGGUGUCCCCAGUGAAGAUGGAGCCCCGAGAGUCCUUCCCAGCCCUGCUGCAGCCACAGGUCACCGUGGUGGCCACCCUGGGCGACCUGCUGGCCACCCUGCUCAGACUGGACGAGGAGAUGCUGCUGCCCGUGUCCUCAUUGCGCCUGCACUGGGACCUGGAGGAAUUCACCAGGGAGCUCCGGGCCACCCUGUGCGGCAUGGAUGAGACCUCGUGGUGCCACAAUAACACCUCCGAUGGUGAUGACCCUCCCACCUCCCUGAGCCGGGCCCUGGCCGCCUACGAGCACACCCCAUGGACCCGCCUGGACGAUGUGACAGUGGCAGCAAUCAUGUGUCAGGGGUCGGUGUUUGUGCUUGUGGACAGAUGGGCAGAGCUGGCCAGGAAGGCCACCAAGCUCCACAACACCUGCAGGAGGGCGGCCACUGAGGUGGCCGACAUGGUGGUCACCGCCUGGGCCAGGGAGCUGCCGUCCGAGGCUGCCUGUAUGAGGGAACAGGCCAGGGUGGCUGCCAGCCAGGCAACCAGGGCCACCAUGGUGAAACAGCGGGUGGAGAAGGCUCUGGGGCUGCUGGAGCGCUUGGUGGCCGUGUGUGAUGAAGCCACUGCGGUUCCCCGGGCACUGCAGCGCCUGCUCAGGGACGUCGAGGCUGCCCUGAAGGGGACAAAUGAGGCGUCCCCCAAAGUCCCUGAUGCCUUGGUGGCCAAGGUAGCUGACUCCGAGUGCCUGUGGGAGGCCAACGCCCACCUGGCCAAGGAUCACCUGCUGGGGGCUGUUGAUGACAUCAUCAGGUUCUAUUUCACUGCUGGUCCCGCCAGCCCCCGUGCCUGUGAGGUGGCCGAGCGGUGCCAAAGAGCCAGCAAGGACAUCCCAAGGCUCCUUCGACCCCAGGAGUGUCCCCAAAGCGUCCCCAAGGUGUCCCCAGUGAGCAUGGAGCCCCGAGAGCUGGCCCUGGCCCUGCUGCAGCCACAGGUCACCAUGGUGGCCAUCCUGGGCCAGCUGCGGGUCACCCUGCACAGUCAGCACAGGAAGAUGCUGCUGUUCGAGUCCCCAAAGGACCUGGACUGGGACCUGAAGGAAUUCACCGAGGAGCUCUGGAACACCCUGGGCACUGAUGACUCCUGGGAUGAUGAUGAGCUUUCCACCUCUAGUGAUGAUGACCCUCCCACCGCUGAUGAUGAUGAUGAUGCUCCCAGCCCUGAUGAUGAUGAUGCUCCAAGCCCUGAUGAUGAUGAUGCUUCCACCUCUGAUAAUGAUGACCCUCCCACCUCCAGAGAUGAUGGCUGUGCCACCUCCCUGAGCCAGGCUCUGGCUGCCUACAAGAGCAGCCCAGGGGUGCACUGGAACCGUGUGACAAUGGUGGCCAGGAAGUGGUACAGGUCGCUGGAUCUGCAGGUGUUCAUGUGGGCUGAGCUGGCCAGGGCAGCCACCAGGCUCCGCAACACCUGGAGGGAGGUGGCCACCAAGGCGGCCGACAGGGCGGCCACCAUCACUGCCCGGGCCAGGGAGCUGCAGGCCGAGGCUGCCCGUUAUGGGACAGCUCAGGAAAACAUGGUGGAGCUGGGUCAGGCCCUGGGCGGGGAGGAGGGGGCCGAGGGGGUGGCUGGGCGUGAAGCCCAGGUGAGGAGAGAUGCCUGGGUGGCUGCCAGCCAGGCAACCAGGGCCACCAUGGAGAGACAGCGGGCGGAGGCGGCCCUGGGGCUGCUGGAGCGCUUGGUGGCCGCGUGUGACAAAGCCACCGCCUUCCCCCGGGAGCUGCAGCGCAGGGUUAGGGCCAUCAAGGCCGCCCUGAAGGGGACAAAUGAGGUGUCCCCCAAUGUCCCUGAGGACUUGGUGGCCAAGGUGGCCGUGGCCGAGCGGCUGUGGGAGGCCAACGCCCGCCUGAUCAAGGAUCACCUGGAGGGGACACUCGCCGACAUCACAGAGUUCAAGGAUGUUCCCCACAGACCCUGUGAGGUGGCCGAGCUGUGCCAAAGAGCCAUCGAGGACAUCCCAAGGCUCCUUCGACCCCCGGAGUGUCUCCAAGGUUUCCCCAAAGUGUCCCCAAUGAGCGUGGAGCUCCAAGAGCUGUCCUCAGCCCUGCUGCAGCCACAGGUCACCGUGGUGGCCAUCCUGGGUGAGCUGCUGGGCACCCUGCCCUGGCUGGACAAGAUGUGGCCCAUGUCCCUACAGUGCCUGUACUGGGACCUGGAGGAAUUCACCAGGGACCUCUGGGCCACCCUGUACCAUAUUGAUGACACCUGGUGGCGCCGCAGUGUCACCUUUGAUAAUGAUGACCCUCCCACCUCCCUGAGCCAGGCCCUGGCCGCCUACAAGAGCACCCCAGGGACCUCUCAGAGCCGUGUGACAAUGGUGGCCAGGAAGUGGCUGGGGUGGGUGUCUGUGCUUGUGCACAGCUGGGCCGAGCUGGCUAGGGAGGCCACCAAGCUCCACAACACCUGGAGGGAGGUGGCCACUGUGGCCACCACGAAGGUGGCCACCACCACGACCCGGGCCAUGGAGCUGCAGGCCGAGGCUGCCCGUUAUGUGAUAGCUCAGGAAAACAUGGUGGAGCUGGGUCUGGGCCUGGGCCAGGAGGAGGACGAUGAGGUGGUGGCCAGGCAUGAAGCCCAUGUGGGGGAAGAGGCCAGGGUGGCUGCCAGCGAGGCAACCAGGGCCACUGAGGAGAAGCAGUGGGUAGAGGCGGCCCUGGGGCUGCUGGGGCGCUUGGUGGCCGCGUGUGACGAAGCCACCGCCUUCCCCCGGGAGCUGCAGUGCCUGCUCAGGGACAUCAAGGCCACACUGAAGGGGACAAAUGAGGCUUCCUCCGAUGUCACCAAGGACUUGGUGGCCAAGGUGGCCAAGGCUGAGCGGCUGUGGGAGGCCAACACCUGCCUGGCCAAGGAUUACCUGGUGGGGACACUUGAUGACAUCAUCGACCGCUAUUUCAAUUAUGGUCCCGACAGCCCCCAUUGCCGCAGGGUGGCCAAGCGUUGUCAAAGAGCCAUCGAGGACAUCCCAAGGCUCCUUCGACCCCCAGAGUGUCCCCAGAGCAUCCCCAAGUUGUCCCCAGUGAGCAUGGAGCCCCAAGAGCUGUCCCUGGCCUUGCUGCAGCCACAGGUCAUCGUGGUGGCCAUCCUGGGCAAGCUGCUGGCCAACGUGCCCAGUCUGGACGAGGAGUUGCUGCUCGUGUUCCCAGGGUGCCUGUACAGGGACCUGGAGGAAUUCACCUGGGAGCUCCAGUUCACCCUGUAUCGCAUCGAUGACCCCUGGUGGCGCCACAAUGUCACGUCCGAUGAUGAUAAUCCUCUCACCUCCCUGAGCCGGGCCCUGGCCGCCUACAAGAGCACCCCAUGGACCACCUGGCAUGAUGUGAUAGUGGUGGCCAGCGAGUGGCAGGGUUCGGUGUCUGUGCUCGUAGAGAGAUGGGCCCAGCUGGCGAGGGCAGCCACCAAGCUGCGCAACACCUGCAGGGAGGUGGCCGCUGUGGUGGCCGACACGGUGGCCUUCCACACCGCCCGGGCCAGGGAGCUGGAGGCUGAGGUUGCCCGUUAUGGGACUGCUCAGGAAAACAUGAUGGAGCUGGAUCAGGCCCUGGGUGGGGAGGAGGGGGCCGAGGUGGUGGCCAGGCCUGAAGCCCAGGUGAGGAGAGAGGCCAGGGUGGCUGCCAGCACGGCAACCAGGGCCACCAUGGAAAGACAGCGAGUGGAGGAGGUCCUGGGGCUGCUGGAUCCCUUGGUGGCCACGUGUGCUGAAGCCACCGCGUUCCUCCAGGAGCUGCAGCGAAGGGUUGGGGACAUCAAGACCACCCUGGAGGGGACAAAUGAGGUGUCCCCCGAUGUCCCCGAGGACUUGGUGGCCAAGGUGGCCGAGGCCGAGCGGCUGUGGGAGGCCAACGCCCGCCUGGCCAAGGAUCACCUGCUGGGAGCAGUUGACAUCAUCACCACGUUCUUGUUCACUGGUGGUCCCACCACCCUCAGGGCCCCUGAGGUGGCUGAGCGGUGCCGAAGAGCCACCGAGGACAUCCCAAGGCUCCUUCAACCCCCGGAGCGUCCCCAAGGUGUCCCCAAGGUGUCCCCAGUGAGCAUGGAGCCCCAAGAGCUCUCCCCGGCCCUGCUGCACCCACAGGUCACCAUGGUGGCCACCCUGGGCGAGCUGCUGGCCACCCUGCCCAGUGAGGACGAAAUGAAUCUGCUGCUCACAUCCCCAAGGGACUUUUACUGGCAGCUGAAGUUCUUCACCUGGGAGCUCCGGGAUAUCCGGGACCGCAUUGAUAACCCCUGGAGGCGCCGCAGUGUCACCUAUGAUGACGAUGACCGUCUCGCCUCCCUGAGCCAGGCCCUGGACACCUACAAGAGCACCCCAGGGACCUCCCAGAAGCAUGUGACAGUGGCGGUCACCGAGUGGCAAGAGUCGGUGUCUGUGCUUGCGAACAGCUGUGCCCAGCUGGCCAGGGCAGCUGCCAAGCUCCGCAAAGCCUGCACAGAGGUGGUCAAUGAGGCGGCCGACAGGGCGGGCACCGCCACUGCCCGAGCCAGGGAGCUGGAGGCCGAGGCUGCCCCUUAUGGGACACUUCUGGAAAACAUGAUGGAGCUGGAUAUGGCCCUGGGCUGGGAGGAGGGGGCCGAGGGGGCUGCCAGGCCUGAAGCCCAGGUGAGGAGAGAUGCCUGGGUGGCUGACAGCGAGGCAACAACGGCCACCAUGGUGAAACGGCGGGUGGAGAAGGCCCUGGGGCUGCUGGAGCGCUUGGUGGCCGCGUGUGCUGAAGCCACCGCCUUCCCCCAGGAGCUGCAGCGCCUGCUCUGGGACAUCAAGGCCGCCCUGAAGGGGACAAAUGAGGUGUCCCCCAAUGUCCUCAAGGCCUUGGUGGCCAAGGUGGCCUUGGCUGAGUGGCUGUGGAAGGCCAACGCCCGCCUGGUCAAGGAUAACUUGCGGGGGACAGUUCAAAUCAUCAUUAAGGUGUAUUUCGAUGGUGACCCCGUCAGUUUCAGUGCCCGUGAGGUGACCGAGCGGUGCCAAAGAGCCAUCGAGGACAUCACAAGGCUCGUUCAACCCCUGGAGAUUCCCCAGGGCGUCCCCAAGGUGUCCCCAGUAAGCAUGGAACUCCAAGAGCCGUCCCUUUCCCCGCUGCUGGAGGCUCUGGUGUCCAUGGUGGCCACCCUGGGCAAGGUGGCGGCCACCGUGACCGGGCCACACCGGGGCGUGCGGCGCUGUGUGCCCCUGAAGUCCCUGCACGCGCCCCUGGGGAACUUCACCUGGAGCCUCUGUAAGACCCUGGACCACGGCGAUGUCACCUCCCUUGGCAACCGUGGUGUCACCUCCCUGAGCCAGGUCCUGGCCACCCUCAGGGCCACCCCUGGGACCUCCUGGACUGAUGCGAGAGCCGCGGCCAGCGCCUGGCGGGAGUUGGUGGCCGCACUGGAGCAGAAAUGGAAACGGCUGAAAGAGGCGGCCAUCAGGCUCCGUGAUGCCUGUGAGGAUGUGGCCCCUGCCCGCGCCGGGGACCUGCAGGGCGAGGCCACCCGCAGGGGGACAGCUGGGGACAACCUGGCAGCCAGGGCCCAGCAGCUGCCAGUGGCCCUGGACAGGGAGGAGGAGGCCUCAGCAGGGGCAAUGCACCAUGCCCAGGUGGCAGUGGCCACCAAUGAAGCUGUGGCAGAAGUUGUGGUGGCCACCAGGAGGGGACAGCAGGCAGAGGUGGCCCUGGGGCUGCUGAAGCGCUUGGUGGCUGCGUGUGACAAAGCCGCCAUGUUCAGCUGGAACAUGCAUUGCCGGCUCAGGGACAUCGAGACCAUGCUGCAGGUGACAAAUGACGUGUCCCCUGAUGUCCCCGAGGCCUUGAUGGCCAAAGUGGCCAAGGCUGAGCAGCUGUGGGAUGCCAGCGCCCGCCUGUUCAAUCAUCACCUGCUGGGGGCACUUAGGGAGAUCCACAGCCUCCUCUUGCGUCCCUAUGGUGGCCGUGGUGGCCCCAGUGGCCCCAGCAGCCGUGCAGUGGCCAAGCAGUGCCAAAAAGCCAUCACGGACAUCCCAAGGCUGCUUCAGGAUAGUGACAUCACUGCUGUGAUGUCAUCGUGGCAGUGACAUUGUUAGCAUUCAGGAACACAUAAUCACAAGAAAUUAUUGUAUGCAGGUGCUUUUAUUGAAGAGCUCUGGGUGUCAGGGGUACAAACCCAAAUCUGACUCCGACAUAGGUUCGGGGUGGAUAUGCUUUUAUGUUCUAUGGUUAUAUAACUUUCAUGUUAAUUAUUAAACUUACAUUGUUCUAUAGUAUACAUAGAUUUCAGCCAAGCAUAGCCACCUUAGACUAGGAACAUACAGUUUCUCAUUGUUCUUCUUAUGAUUAUACAAUAAUUAUUUUAAUUACUAAACAAUCAUCACAUCUAGCAAUUAUACUACUUACGCAGGUAAAACACAAGGCUUAACAUUUCAGAGAUUUAUCUUAGCAUUUUCCAGGGCCCAGCUAUCAACAUCAUUGGGGAUAUCGCUGCUGUCACCUGUCCCCUCCCUGUGCAGUAUUCGAGACAAGUCUGGGGAAUUUUCUGAGAAUUUUUAAUGAUAUUGUCCCAAAUCCUGAUGAGAAUUCCUGGGGUGAUGUCACUGGGAACACUCAGGGAUACUCUGAGACAGGGGACAGGGGUGAAUGAGUCCCCUCAGCAGCUUCCAGCUUUCCACUGUGCCUGCAGCAGAGCCAGGUCAUAAAUUGCAAUUUUAUAAUUGGCUUCUGCAAUUCUGCAUUGACUUCUGCACUUUUGUAUUGCCUUUUGUACUUUUGUAUUCCUUUUGCACUUUUGUAUUCCUUUUGCACUUUUGUAUUGCCUUGAACACAUUGUUACUGAUCACCAGCAAUCUGAUAUGGUGCUUGAUACUGGUAUUGAUGAUCAGUGACUCCUUGUGGCUGCUGGUUGGUGCAAUAUAAUCUGUCUGUUCAUGUGUGCACCAUAUAAACUAUAAAUAAAUUAAUAUUUAUUUUAUUAA
This is a messenger RNA of Haemorhous mexicanus (house finch), 7102 nucleotides long. RefSeq lists its product as uncharacterized. The transcript is spliced from 7 exons. NCBI's taxonomy places the organism in Eukaryota, Metazoa, Chordata, Aves, Passeriformes, Fringillidae. The coding region runs from base 164 to 6208 and encodes 2014 amino acids. The record is from RefSeq and is a predicted model, not a curated record.